GCCAAAAACAUUGAUCCACUGCUGGUACAUGUAACAGCAGAGGGAGGACCAUGGCGUUCUUCGUAUCUCGCGCUGCUCUCGUUGCUGUUGUUCUCAUCAGCCAGUCUUGCUCUAUUCAUGCGUGGAGGUCUGGUUUGGCGCCUGGAGUUUCGCCAAUGUCGAAAGGGAGCAUCCGUCGACGCAUUUCCGGUGCAGGAUCGCAUGUGAAGGUACUUGCAUCGCUCACGCAGCGAGACAGCUUCCCUAGUGAUUUGUUGCUGUUGGAGACACCAAAUGGCGACUUUUGGACCCCCUCGGUUCAGGCAACACAUUUGAUGCAGCAGGAGAAUACUGCCUUGCACAGCCCUAAACAAACGAGGAAGGAUGAGAAGAAAAGCAAGUUCACCUGGGAACAAAAGUUCGCUCUUCUGCGUCAGUACAAGAAAGAACACGGCAAUUGCAACCCACCCGCGAACUACGUGGUCAACGGUGUCAAGUUGGGAGGAUGGGUGGCAACCCAACGUAAAGAGUACUGGAAGCAUCAGGCUGGAUUGUUCUCCAUGAUCAUCAACCAGAGACGCAUUCACAGACUUGAGAGGGUGGGUUUUCAGUGGGAACCGGACCUUGAAGUCGUUGGUGCAGACUGUGUUGCGAAGGCUUGCAAAGCCCUUGGCGCCGCGGCCUUUGCCAGUACCGGACUCAUUCCUGCAUUUGCCCAUUAGAGCCGAUCAUACUCACUUUCGGACUACCGCAAUCCCAGCCAACGGUCUAAACUAGCUUCUUGGAAACUUUGCUCAUUGA
This is a messenger RNA of Seminavis robusta, 780 nucleotides long. The record is from the annotation of a GenBank genome assembly. Lineage: Eukaryota; Bacillariophyta; Bacillariophyceae; Naviculales; Naviculaceae.